Molecule: messenger RNA, 3004 nt
Organism: Alosa alosa (allis shad)
Lineage: Eukaryota; Metazoa; Chordata; Actinopteri; Clupeiformes; Clupeidae
Gene: dthd1
Product: death domain containing 1
Exons: 10
Coding region: 125-3004 (959 amino acids)
Source: RefSeq, a predicted model, not a curated record
AAAGAGUCAGUAUACUCCGCAAAAGUAACUAGUUAGCUUUGGCUCCAAUUGUAUCGUGAAUGAAACCUUGGACGACCAGGUAAGGAGAACCAGCAUUAAGAGAAAGAGCCAGACUUAGCUCAGAAUGGAGACAAAACUCCAUACUAGAGAACUUCAAGUGGAACCUACCCCAGAACAUUGCAAGGAUCCUCAGACAGCAAGUCACACAGAGGACCACCUGCUUCAGCUGCUUGAGGACAUCUCCCAGAGUAUUCAGCAUCACUUGGAUGGGGAAACCACAAAAGGGGGACAGAAGGGACAGCUUCCCCAGGGCAAGGAGCUCCUCCUGGGUCAGGUAAUCACUGCUGAGUCCCUGCUGACACUGCUGGAGCUCCUGAGGGGGCUGGGAGACGUGCACACUGAGAGAAUCCGAGCCUGGAGACAUGCAGCGAGCACCACAGCACAGCUUUGCUCACAGUGGCAACAGGCAGGUAAUGGGAGGCAGUAUACUCCACUGACAGAUGUUCCAGUUGAUGACAAACCUCCUCGUCACUUGAUAACUGAAACCAUCAAUAGUGUUUUGGGGGAUAUUCAAUGUAUAGAGUCCAGACUAAGUGAAAUGGCACAGAAACUUAGCCGAGCCAUCAGUACCCUCUCUGAGGAGAAGUACACAUGCACUGAUAUGGAUAAACAAGAGGAGAGGAGACGAGCAUCUGUGGAUACACAUUCUGCUACACAUGAUCAAGGGACACACGCACAUACGGAGCAACAUAAGGUGGACACAUUUAGGGAUAGCACAACCAUAUCAAUGGACCUUUGCCAAUCAGAUCCAGACAACACAGAAACCAGUCACAGUGCUCAAAAUGUUACGGCUGACCUACAAGAUGAAGAGAGCCUCCACAGCACAGCACACUCUGAAGAUGACAUGUCGCCUUUGGGGGCUGGGUGUCACUCAUCACACAGCACUGACGUCCAGCAGGACUCAGGGUCAACAGGCCGACGGCCUCCUGGAACCGGUGAGGACCACGUGGGGUGCGUAUCCCCCACAAACAGAGACAGUGCUGCUGGGGGUCAACGCAGGCAGAUGUGUGGGUCAUCUGGGAGGACGCCACUGAGUGAAGGACAAGAAGAUGAAGAGGGUCUGAGGGAGGGGAAGGCAGGGCAGAGGGAUGCUCAGUUGGAGGAGGAAAAUCAAGGAGUGAGGCAUGGCUGGGUGACGAAAGGACUGACAGGAAAGCCUGAAUCGCACGCAUCAGACAUGCCCACCCUCUGCUACAUCACGGCCCCUCUGGGGGUGGCGAAGGUCAUGACUUGUGACCUUGUGAAUGGCCUGAGUUCACUGAUGGUGUCAGAUCUGGAGGAGCUAGUCAGCAGCGUCCUCAGGCUGAAGCUGCCGAACAACACCAAGUGCUCCUUUCCCAUCACCGUGGCGAUUCCAUUCAGAUCCUGCUACCGCAGCAACUAUCGUGACAUCAUAGUGAAAUUUGUUGACCAGGCAUCAAGGGUCAGCUAUGUGAACCCUGUGUCCGUGGAGGGCAACUACGAAGGACAGAAGGGUUCGUAUGCAGAGGUGCGCGUGUACACUCUGGGUGUGUUUGCAGUGGUGUCCUGCUUGAGGAAGGAGAGCUACACCAUCCCCAAGAAAGGUCUCUCCCUAAAGCUGAGCAUAGACCCCAGAAUCUGCCUGGACUACCUCCCAGGAUCCUUCACUUCUCCCGUGAUCGCUCAAGCUGUGAUCCAGCCGGUGGAGCCCAGCCUGCUGUCUGCUUUGAAGUCCAAUAAGGACGUGUACCGGGCCGUCCUGUCCACCAGCCCUCUCCUCUACCUCAGCCACCCUAGCAGCCAGCCCCCCCGCAGGCCCCUGGUCCUCACGCUGCCCUGCCCCUCCAACCCUGAAAGGCGAAGGCCAGGGGAGGACGGAGAGUCUGGUCCACCCCGGCCGACCAGUGCUGUUUACAUCCAGGACUCUCCGCUCCAGCAGAGAAUCCGGGCUAUGAGUGAUUCGGUAAAAACAUCCAGAGAGUUUGCCAAGGAACAGUUGAUUCUGUUGGGCUGGAAGGAGGAACAGUGGAACGUUCUAGAUGAUGUCUCCAUCAGGAACCUGCAGAACGGCCUGGUUUCCUUUGAACUGAUGGAGCACUUUGAGAGGCUAAUAGUGUUGCGUCUGCAGUUCCCUACUAGAUCCUCCAAUCUGUCUGCCAUGGUGGAGGAGAUUGAGGAUUGUGUGCGCCGCGUCAUGGUAACCAUUGUUCUCCGGCGUCAGAGGCAGGACCCCCACAGCGUGGUGGUGGCAGCCCUGCCCAGCAGAGACCUGGGCUGGGAGCUGGCCAAACUCCAGGGCCAGGCCUAUUGCGGCCCGCCCGAUCCCUCAGGGGAGAUCGCCAUGAGCGAGGGAGACCAGCUACUGCUGAGCUUCAGUGGGAACAUCACAGCUGAUCGAGGAUCAACGUCUCCAAAGACCAUCACCUUUCACCACCAACGGAAGAGCUUCGAAUAUCUCAAACUGACCGUAGUGGACCCAUUUGGGAAUUACAGCUCUCCACACUACAAAGGCUUAGCUGUCUUUCACCGGAUCCCAAGAACCCAGCUGGUCUGGAUGGAUAACACAGCUGUUCUUUCACCAGAGCACCCUCUAGUGGAGCCUGUGUGUAAACUCUCUCUCACUCUACCCAAGAAACUGAGAAUAACCAGUCGGCUAGCAAGUGCAAAAGUGAUGCCACACACACAUUAUGACUCUCUCUCAGACGAGCUGCUAGCGUGGCUGUGUGAGGAGCUGUGUGAGGAGGAGGCGGCGCUGCUGCUGCUGGCGCUGCGGGUGAAGCGAAGUGCGGUGCAGCUGGCCCGUCUCAGGGCGCCCGCCGACAGCCUGCCCCAGCAGGCCUUCCACGUGCUGGGGCUGUGGCGCAGGAGCCUCCCCUCACACACGCCCAAGGCCCCUCUGCUGGCCCGCUGCCUGGUGCGCGCCGGCCGGCCCGACUUGGCCAAGGAGCUGCUGCUCAGGGAGGGGGGAGGAGCGGAGGGGUAG